Molecule: messenger RNA, 5101 nt
Organism: Neoarius graeffei (lesser salmon catfish)
Lineage: Eukaryota; Metazoa; Chordata; Actinopteri; Siluriformes; Ariidae
Gene: satb1b
Product: SATB homeobox 1b
Exons: 15
Coding region: 1122-3743 (873 amino acids)
Biological process (GO): chromatin remodeling; regulation of transcription by RNA polymerase II
Molecular function (GO): RNA polymerase II cis-regulatory region sequence-specific DNA binding; DNA-binding transcription factor activity, RNA polymerase II-specific
Source: RefSeq, a predicted model, not a curated record
AAAAAAAAAAAAGAAAAAAGGGGAAGCUGUCAUGCGUCUGUAGCGCGCGCGCCUUCCUUCAUUCGACGCCGGAAAGUGAAUCGCAAGUGUAUCUGAGCGAGCGCGCGCGCACACACACACACGCGCGCACGCACGCACGCACGCGCCGCGGUGUCGGAUGAAAAAGACAGAGCGCGAGAGAGAGAGAGAGAGAGAGAGAGAGUGCGCGCGCGCGCGCGAGAGAGAGACAGAGAGAGAGAGAGAGAGAGAGAGAAGCGUCUCCGGUUUUUAUCCGCUUCGUCGCUUUCCAGCCGGACCGGAGAAGAGGAGGAGGAGGAGAGAAGAGAAGAGAAGAGAAGAGAAGAGAAGAGGGCAGAAGAGAAGAAGAGAAGAGAAGCGAAGCGCCGCCCGCUGUUCCGUGUGGCUCCUCCGCCGCUGCUCUGCCGGUUUUAUGAGCGUGUUUGCGCCUCGGUGAAUCGCCAUGCCCUCCGCGCUCAGUCCGUUUCCGCGGUCGUUCUCUCGCUCGGUUGUUUGCCAUCAGCACGAGCUGCACCGGCACGAGCAGCCUGUAAAACUCGCGUGAACUCGUGCAGCACCGGAGCUCGAGCCGCUCGCGCUUUCAGCACAUCAUUCACCAUCAGCCUCUCUCUCCUUCCUUCCAUCAGCUCCACUUCAUCCUCUCUCUCCUUCCUUCCAUCCAUCACCUCCACUUCAUCCUCUCUCUCCUUCCAUCCAUCCAUCCAUCACCUCCACUUCAUCCUCUCUCUCCUUCCAUCCAUCCAUCACCUCCACUUCAGCCUCCCUCCUGACUUUCAGCCCCUUCCUUCCUUCCUUCCUUCCUGCCUUCCUGCCUUGUUUUGGUUUCCAAGAAGCGCGUGCUUUUGUUUGUUUGUUUGUUUGUUUAUUUAUUUAUUUUAAAUCUCCUUCGACAUGUCCGUGUUAACGCGCUCGUGCAAAGCGGAUUGAUCAUUCAUUAGUAGCCUCUAAUUCUCGCACUGGCACGGAGGAAGGAAGGAAGGAAGGAAGGAAGGAAGGAAGGAAGGUGCAAAGUUUUCCUCGGACUCCCCAAACUCCAGUCCCUUUAUGAGCUUUCCAGUUCGGACGUGGUGACUUCAGGUGACUGUGAGCAGUGGAGCUGAGUCAUGAUGGACCAUCUCAGCGAGGCGUGCCUGGGGAAGGAGAACUGCGAGCUGGUGGGCGGCUUGAGCGACGCCAAAGGCCCUCCAGCCAAGAUCGCCAGGCUGGAACAGAACGGCAGCCCUCAGGGGCGCUCACGUCUGGGCAGCACCGGCGCCAAGCUCUCCGGAGUGGCCUUCAAACCCUCCCCACACCUGUUCAAGACCUCGCACAAGAGGGGUAACAUGCUGCCCGUGUUCUGCGUGGUCGAGCACUACGAGAACCCGAUAGACUUCGACAGCAGGGAAGAGCACGCCGAGUUCGUGCUGGUCAGAAAGGACAUGCUGUUCAACCAGCUGAUCGAGAUGGCGCUCCUCUCGCUCGGAUACUCUCACAGCUCCGCUGCACAGGCGAAAGGUAUGAUUCAGGUGGGCAAGUGGAACCCUGUUCCUCUGUCGUACGUGACCGACGCCCCUGACGCCACUGUUGCCGACAUGCUACAGGACGUCUACCACGUCAUCACGUUGAAAAUCCAGCUGCACAGUUGUCCUAAGCUGGAAGACUUGCCUCCCGAGCAGUGGACCCACUCAACGGUGCGAAACGCCCUCAAGGAGUUACUCAAAGACAUGAACCAGAGCUCUCUGGCUAAAGAAUGUCCUUUAUCACAGGAGAGAGAAAAAAGCAAGGCUGGUGAGGGAACGACUGUUUAUAGCUGCUAUAACAGUAUGAUAUCCUCCAUCGUGAACAGCACUUACUAUGCAAACGUGUCUGCGGCGAAGUGUCAGGAAUUUGGACGUUGGUAUAAACAUUUCAAGAAGACAAAAGACAUGAUGGUCGUGCGCCAACCCUCCCAGCUGGAGGGCUACCUGGGGACGUGCGUCCUCCAUGACAGCCCACGUGCCACCGCAGUAGCCGAAAUGGACGGCUUGUCAGAGCUCUCGCCACCCGGAACCAACCACCUGAGCUUCAGUCAGCAGCCCAUCCCGGGCAGCACGGCCGAGCAGCCCCCGUCCCCGGUGCCUCUGGCCCACAGCGGUCAGGCCCCAGGCCGUGCCCAGCUUCCCGGUCUCCACCCCGGCCUGGUGUCCAGCCCCAUCAGUCCUCAACUGGUCAACCAACAGAUUGUCAUGGCGCAGAUCCUGAACCAGCAGUACGCCGUGAACCGUCUCCUGGCGCAGCAAUCCCUGAACCAGCAGUACCUGAACCACCCGCCGGUCAGCCGGGCUCUCAGCAAGCCUCUGGAUACGCAGGUGUCCUCCAACACAGAAGUCUCCUCCGAGAUCUACCAAUGGGUGAGGGACGAGCUGAAGAGAGCCGGGAUCUCGCAGGCCGUGUUCGCUCGCGUCGCGUUCAACAGGACUCAGGGAUUAUUAUCGGAGAUCCUGAGAAAAGAGGAAGACCCCAAAACGGCGUCUCAGUCCCUGCUGGUGAACCUGAGGGCCAUGCAGAACUUCCUGCAGCUGCCCGAGGCCGAGAGAGACCGUAUUUAUCAGGAGGAGAGGGAGAGGAGUUUAACAGCGGCAUCCUCAAUGGGCCCCGCGCCGCUUAUUAGCACUCCUCCGACACGCCCUGUCCAGAGUGUAGGAGUGAACCAGAUGCUGCUUUCCAGUUCAGAUCCCAGAAUCAGCUGCUACUCCGACUCGCCUAGAAGAGAAGAAUGUAACAAUAUCAGACCAGAGGACUGGAACCCCAGGAUUCCAGUUGGGAUAUCUCCUGCGUCUCGGCUCCCUGCCCAGGUGAAGCCCCUGCCGUUGGCGUCCGAAUGGAAUGGCAAGCAGGAGAGCUCCAUCCUCAACAUCAGCUCGUCCAUCUACGACGAGAUCCAGCAGGAGAUGAAGAGGGCCAAAGUGUCACAGGCCAUGUUCGCCAAGGUCGCCGCGUCCAAGAGCCAGGGUUGGCUGUGUGAGCUGCUGCGCUGGAAGGAGGACCCGUCCCCGGAGAACCGCACGCUGUGGGAGAACCUGUCCAUGAUCCGGCGCUUUCUGAGUCUCUCGCAGUCAGAACGAGACGCGAUCUACGAGCAGGAGAGCAACGGAGGGCAGCAGCACCACACCGAGAGACCCACGCACCUGCUGCACAUGCCUACCGAGCCACUGCAGCCUCAGGCCCACCCUCCACCUACAGCCCAGCUCCAGCCUGCAUUGGCGCUGCCCCACCCGUCGCAGCCUCUCGUUUCCCAGCAGUCUCACCCUCAGCAGCAAACAGGACCGCGCCUCCCGCCUCGCCAGCCCUCCACCGCUGCACCCGCCGAGGCCGAGGACGAGUCGCGUCAGGCUAAAGGUCGCACCGGUGCCCGUAUCUCCUUGGAGGCGCUGGGAAUCCUACAGAGCUUUGUGCAGGACGUUGGGCCGUACCCAGACGACGAGGCCGUCCACACCCUCUCGGCUCAGCUCGAUCUGCCCCGGCAUACAAUCAUCAAGUUCUUCCAGAACCAGCGCUUCAGCGUGCGGCCUAAAGAGGUGACAUCGGGAAUCGCUCUACCUGCAGCCAGCGAGCAGGACGAGGUGAGCAUGACGGACUUCAAAGAAGGCGAGCUGCUCAAAGAACUGGACGAGAGCACGCAGACUACUAGCAUCUUCACCAUCAAGAUCGAGGAGCACGCGGGCGCUGAGGGACAGUGUCAGGCCGAGCAAGAAGUCAAAGAAUAAACCUCGAGCUCAGACUCUGAUUCUGAUCUCCUCCAGCAGUAGAACUGUCAGACUCUCAGCCCGGGACUGCGUAAUACCGAAGUAUUACCUUUUUGUAAAAGCCCUGUAUUAUUAUUAUUAUUCCACUGUAAAGAUUUGCGCAUCAUUAAAUAACCACACAAUGCACAAUGAAAAAAAAAACAUCAAAAAAAAAUAAUCUUAACUAUGUUGCCGUGGAUGUUUGCUGACUGCACUUGAUGUAUGUUGUUUUUACACUGAACUUCCAAACUACUGAUUUUAAAAGAAAAAAAAAAUCGACUCAGUCGAAAUUUGAUAGACUUUGAUAGAUGUUUACGUACGUGGUGUUAACUGGAUUAUUUUUCUUUUCUUUUAAUGCAACUGAUAAUAAAAUAAAAUGAAAUAAAAUCGGGGGCCUUAACGGUGACAAACUGCUGAAUAAGACAGCGUUUUCUUUACGAAGCGAAGGAUCACGCAGGAUCUGGCGCCCCUAAGACCUGCAGGUAGACUGGAGUUGACUAGUUCACUCUUUCAAUCUUUACUUAUAAUUUGUUUGGAGGAAAUAUAAAUAUAUAAAUAUAUAUAUAUAUAUAUAUAGACAUAUAUUAAUUGUAUAAAAAAUAUACAGUCUUAAAGAAACUAUGCCAACAAAUGCCUUGUACUAUAUGGCACUGCCGAUGUUAGAUUAUUUUGCGAAACCUUUGUCACUGUAAUUUUCAGGAUUUUUUCACACGGUUUAAAAAAAUGUGAAUCACAAUUUAUUCAUCGUCACACAUUAUUUAUUUGCAGCUUCGUCAUGCAGUUUUUCCUGAUGUAAUUACGUCAUUUUUGUCACGGCACAUUUUUUUUUUAUUUUAUUUUACUAUUUAUAAAUGUACGUUUGAUGGGCAGUAAAAAUCAAAGUGUCUUAAACGUUUUAAAUGGAAAAAUGUGCUUUAACGGUUGCCUAAAAAAAAAAAAAACAGAAGUGCUGUAUGUCAAGCGAGUCAUGCUACAAGCUUCACGAUUAAGAUUAAAUGUUGUAUGCAAUUUUUCCUCUCAUGCAAAUAAGCUUAGGAGAACGACUAACCUAUAGACCACCUUAGAGAAAAAAAAAAAAACAUAUGCAAUUUGUGUGGAAUUCGAUGUUUGCGAUGUGUCUUCCUUUGGUUAAACAAUACAAUUCAAAGCUAUUCCUGUAUAAAAUAUUCUGUAUAAAAAGGAGCGUUUGUUUUUUUAUGAGUUUAUCGCAAGGAGAACACCGGUUAUUUUGUUACGACUGACUGUUUUAUAAGUGUUUCUCGGUUUUUCCUCGAGCGAAACUGUUCUAAAUAGGAGUGGUUCUUGAUUGUUAAUGACACAAUUAAACUGUUUGUAUUGCA